CGCCCACCGCCCCGGAAGCGGGACGCGGCGAGCGGCGGGGUUACCAGGGGAACCGAACCGCUGCGUCUCCUCAGGUGAAAACAUCCUUGGGGAUUAUUGCGAAAGGGAAGACUUUGGGGCUGGGUUCAGGCCAGUUGCCCUUCCCUUGGUUGAUAUUCGGGCAAGGUGUACACAUCUGGCCUGAACUGAGUUCCCAUCUCAACUCUCCGCAUCACCAUCAUGUCAAGCUGCCUCUUCCUCCUGAAAGCACUUCUUGCUCUUCCGUCCAUGGCAUCCUGGGUGACUGCAGGAGAACAUGAGUCCCAAUAAAGACAAUGGGAAGAGCCGGGCUUGAGCACCUCUGGGCCCCAGUGCUGUGAUUCUAUGGCAGAGUUUGGCGGUGAAUGUCCUACUGACCCCCUACCGUGUGAAGAGCUGUGUGAUGGGGAUGCGUCCUGUCCCCAGGGACAUAAAUGCUGCAGUACUGGCUGUGGCCACGCCUGCCGUGGAGACAUUAAGGGAGGGCGGGGCGGUGACUGUCCCAACAUUUUGGUGGGCCCGUGCAUCGUUAGCUGCUGGGUAGACGAGAACUGCCAAGCCGGGGAAAAGUGCUGCAAGUCAGGCUGCUCCCGCUUCUGUGUCCUGUCAGUCCUGCUGACCCAGCUGGCCCCGAACCCCAACGGGACCGUCAGGUCUGAUUCUGAAUUUGAGAUCCCGGUGCCCUAGCUGUCCUGGUGUCCUGGGGGCUCGUCCGAGCAGCCGGGAAAAAAUGAUAUCCUGGAGCUUUGGACACUUCCAGAGACUUGCCUGGCCCUCUCUUCUCUGUUUCUGCUCCUGCUGCUGCCCUGAGCAUAGGAAACACAGCCCCGGGCUUGGGCAGUGGGUGUGCAGUGGUGCUUUUCCCCAAUAAAGGCUCGUGCUGAUC
Sus scrofa (pig) is the source of this 904-nucleotide messenger RNA. NCBI's taxonomy places the organism in Eukaryota, Metazoa, Chordata, Mammalia, Artiodactyla, Suidae. The record is from RefSeq and is a predicted model, not a curated record.